Messenger RNA from Salarias fasciatus (jewelled blenny), 2518 nucleotides. RefSeq names its product nuclear factor I/Xb (gene nfixb). Gene Ontology annotation, molecular function: DNA-binding transcription factor activity, RNA polymerase II-specific; RNA polymerase II cis-regulatory region sequence-specific DNA binding. The record is from RefSeq and is a predicted model, not a curated record. Bases 728 to 2446 code for a protein of 572 amino acids. Lineage: Eukaryota; Metazoa; Chordata; Actinopteri; Blenniiformes; Blenniidae. Gene Ontology annotation, biological process: regulation of transcription by RNA polymerase II. The transcript has 15 exons. Gene Ontology annotation, cellular component: nucleus.
GGAGGAGAAGGAGGGAGGAGGAGGAGGACCUGGGGCCGGUUUGGUGAAAUAUACACACAUCAGCGGAAAAGCCGGAGCAUGCACCACGAGGGAAAAGCGCGCGCCGCUCCGUCGUCGUCGUCGUCCCCGCUCUGCAGGAGCAACAGCUGAUCCGGAGAGCGCGCGGGCGGGAGAGUUCGGGCUACUUACUGUCGGUGCACAGCCAGAGGCUCGCGCUCUGCCACGCGGGUUUCAGACGGUGACUGCGUCGCCGGCGGAUCGGUGGACGUUACCGGUACCGGAGGAGGAGGCGGAGGGGGACAGAUUGCGAGACGCGCACCGCCGGACGCGCUCAGCCUCGAAACCGCUGCUUUUGUUUUUUGUUUGCUUUCUUGUUUUCAUGGAAAUAUCUGGAGUUGAGACGGAGCGUAAACAGCGCGCGUAAAGACGUCGGGGAAACAGACGGCUUGGAUUACUCCGCUGCGCUCCGCGCCCGCCUCGACUGUGGAGAGUUGACUGCAAAUCCACUCCGUCCAAAAAAGAAAGAAAAAAAGAAAAGAGAAAGCAAUGUUUACCGGGCAACAGGCCGUGUUUUAGGGCUCUUUUGCUUCCGGUACAAGGCCCGACUGAGCAAGAAACCGAGCAGUUUUCUCUCUCCCACACACUUUUUUUUUUUUUUUUUGGAAGCCGAACUUUUCAGAGUGGAAAAUGGGUCUUUGAGACUGUUGGCACUCUUCCUCACACCACAAUGGCGACCGAAACCUUUCUGUUGAACGAGGAACCCACCCGAGGUCCUGGGAUGCCUGAAUGCUUUGUAGUAUCAGAUUCAUACAGGUAUUACCCUACUCACCUUCUAAACAAUGCCUUAGUGGAUGAAUUUCAUCCCUUCAUUGAGGCCCUCCUCCCCCAUGUCCGUGCCUUCUCCUACACCUGGUUCAACCUGCAGGCCCGUAAGCGCAAGUACUUCAAGAAGCACGAGAAGAGGAUGACCAAGGACGAGGAGCGCGCCGUGAAGGACGAGCUGCUGGGGGAGAAGCCCGAGAUCAAGCAGAAGUGGGCCUCGCGCCUGCUGGCCAAGCUCCGCAAGGACAUCCGGCCCGAGUUCCGCGAGGACUUUGUGCUGACCAUCACGGGGAAGAAGCCGCCCUGCUGCGUGCUGUCCAACCCCGACCAGAAGGGCAAGAUCCGCCGCAUCGACUGCCUGCGCCAGGCCGACAAGGUGUGGCGGCUGGACCUGGUCAUGGUCAUCCUGUUUAAGGGCAGCCCGCUGGAGAGCACGGACGGCGAGCGGCUGGUCAAGUCGCCCCAGUGCUCCAACCACGGCCUGUGCGUCCAGCCGCACCACAUCGGGGUGACGGUCAAGGAGCUGGAUCUCUACCUGGCCUACUUCGUCCACACGCCAGAACAAUCAGGACAAUCAGACAAUUCAAACCAGCAAGGAGACACAGACGUGAAGCCGCCACCGAACGGCCACUUGAGUUUCCAGGACUGCUUUGUGACUUCAGGGGUGUGGAACGUGGCCGAGCUGGUCCGGGUGUCACAGACUCCAGUUGCCACGGCGACGGGCCCCAACUUCUCCCUGGCGGACCUGGACAGCCCCGGCUACUACAACAUCAACCAGGUGACCCUGGGACGGCGCUCCAUCACCUCCACCCCCUCCACCAGGACUGAAAUGGAGCUUUAUGCAAGUCUCCCACGGAGCUCCAACAAGCGCAAGUCCAUUGACGACAGCGAGAUGGAGAGUCCGGUGGACGAUGUCUUCUACUCGGGCCGCUCCCCGGCGGCCGGCAGCAGCUCUCAGUCCAGCGGUUGGCCCAAUGAUGUGGAUGCAGUGCAGCACCAUUUGGCCAGUGUGCAGGAGAGGAAGAUUAAGCAUGAGAGCGAUGGAGUGCAGUUUCCUUACCAUGGACUCUCGUCGCCUGGUUCUCUUAAGAAGCCGGGGAAAUUCGAUUUCAGCGCCCUGUCCUCCCAGACGAGGUCCCCCCGCAUGGCGUUCACCCACCACCCACUGCCAAUGCUGGCGGGAGUGAGACCAGGGAGUCCCCGUGCUUCAGCCUCGGCCCUGCACUUCCCGUCUCCCUCCAUCAUCCAGCAGUCUAGCCCCUACUUCACCCACCCAACCAUCCGCUACCACCACCACCCUGGACAGGACCCCCUGAAGGAAUUUGUGCAGUUUGUCUGUGCUGAUGGCUCGGGCCAAGGCGCCGGACAGCCAAACGGGAGCGGCCAGAGCAAAAUGCCAGGCUCCUUCUUGCUGCCUCCACCUCCCCCAGUGGCCCGCCCAGUGCCCCUCCCCAUGCCCGACUCUAAACCCAACAGCACGCCCCCUGACGGCGGACUCUCCUCGCCCACAUCUCCGUCAUACUCCACGCCAGGCGCCACAGCUCCCAACAGGUUUGUCGGCAUCGGAUCACGGGACAACAACUUUCUGAACAUCCCGCAGCAGACACAGUCUUGGUUCCUCUGACAAGAUCUGUGCACAAACCAGCAACUAGAAUUCUUUCUUUACAAUCGGAGAUAGAAAAAGGAAACAAAACAA